GCAUACAAUAAUGAUGUUGUUGUUACUAGGAGUUACGUCGUGCCUACUUAUCUUUGUUGGAGGUAAUCUUAGCGUGGAAAAAAGGUGCCCCGUCAACGCCCCGAGGGUGGAAUGUAAGGCGGAUCCAUGCCGCAUGAGCACGGGGUGUCGAGCGUACCCUCUGGCAGAAUGUAGAUCUAAUUACUGUGGCGGAUGUAACGCGGAGUACUUCGUCCAGAACAAGAAAGUCAACUGUUCCGUCUGUCCCAGUAAGAAGCCAGUGUUACAGUGUAUGAGCGCCUGUAUGUACGCCAAACCUGCCCCAGGUUUCACCUGUGUACCAGAUUUCUGUGGAUCCACCUGCUCCAUGAAGUUUGUGAAGCUUUGUAAAGACGGAAGUCGUCCGGUCCAGUGUUUUUACGAGCCGUGCGCACUCGCGCUCUGCCCAGCCGGUCACACUUGCGUAUCAAAUUAUUGCCGGGGAUGUAAUGCCGAAUGUGUGCCCAGUCCAAUUGGAUAAUUACAGCCUAAGUAUGUAUUAAUCCCGG
Molecule: messenger RNA, 527 nt
Organism: Liolophura sinensis
Lineage: Eukaryota; Metazoa; Mollusca; Polyplacophora; Chitonida; Chitonidae
Product: keratin-associated protein 10-6-like
Exons: 8
Coding region: 11-499 (162 amino acids)
Source: RefSeq, a predicted model, not a curated record